Molecule: messenger RNA, 5274 nt
Organism: Ceraceosorus bombacis
Lineage: Eukaryota; Fungi; Basidiomycota; Exobasidiomycetes; Ceraceosorales; Ceraceosoraceae
Source: the annotation of a GenBank genome assembly
AUGAGCGAGCGAAUCGACACGAAGCGUCUCAACGAGAUUGCAAAGCUGGCCUUUGAGGGCCCAGCAUUUCGCACCAAGAAAGGAAGCCAUAACAGGCUCGAGGUCAUGCUCAGCAGUCUCGACAUAAGCACGAGCGCGUUCAAGGCCCAGCUGAACAGCCUUAGGGAAGCCUUUGUUGACCUGGUGCGGCCCGAAGAUCCUCGAUGCUUCACCUCCGUACAGGACAGAUUGGCACAUCACUUUGCACACAUUCAACUCGACCCGUCAACGACCAGAGGAAGCGUCUAUGUCAGAGUACUUGGCUGGAUCGAAGUGGAUGAGUUGAUCAAGCUUUGCAAGGCUUACGUGAAGAAGUAUGGUCAAAAGCGAAAGGGCAAUGGGCUCAGGAGGGGUACAGCUCUGGCGAGAGUCGCCGCGGUGUUGUGCAACCUGGAGGCUUGCAAGGCAGACGGUCAUGUGAGUGGGAGCUUUGCGAGACGGUGUUGCGUGAACAGCUUUUUCGCCUUUGCUCACGUGCUUCGUGUCUCGUGCCCCAUUGCCGCGCAGGAUGGAAAGUCGCUGCGCCUCCUCGCCUAUAUCGGACAGAGUCUCAACUGUGCAUCGGUACGAGCAGCGGCAGACAUCGAAGCGGUGAGUGAGGCGAGCAGGAUUCUCGGCCCGCGAAUAGAGCACGGCUGACUGCCAUCGUGCCUACAGGCCGAUAACUCCGACCUUCCGCCUUCCUUUUUAAAGUUUGUGUGUCAGCACAUGAACCGUCAGCAGAUGGCAGUGUACGUGCUGUAUCACAUACCCAAUGCCACUUCUCACAACCUGGUCACCGUCGAAGGAUUCUGUAUCGAGGCAUGUGGCAAGUACCUGCUUGCCAACACUCAAGGAGCAGGCCAGUCUUCUGCACGGGGCAACAGGGGCUGGAAUGACGAGGAGGCAAUGACAAGCUUCCCCUUUAACAGCAUCACCUUGCCCCCUGUGCUGCACAUCAGCCCUGUCUCUCUCAUCCUGCUGGCGGACGUCACAAACCCUGAGCAGGCAGCAGAGCUCAAGGGUUGUCUGGAAAACUUCUCGAGCCUUCAAGUCCAGGUCCUCAAUCCUGACUAUGCUAGGCCGAGAGAACUUCAAGCAGCAGUCGCAGCAGGUGGAGACAGGGUCUGCCUAUGCACCAUUGGAGAGCAAUGCCAUCGGCGCACGCUCAAGCUCAUCCACAGGAUCGACCCCUCUGUGCAUCUUGAGCUGCACCCAACAUUUCGCUCCAUUGCUCGCAACCUCUCCAGAGCUGACAAUAUGGACAUGCUGCCAGACGUCUACUUGCUGCGCCACUUUCCUCUGGGUCCAGACCCUCUACAUGCCCAAGGAGUGCUCACGGACAACAUCCCAUUGGUAAGCACUCUGUCGAACCAGGUGCCAUUGUCAUCAGGUGAUGCAUCUGCCCAGCAUCAGGCAGCGAUCGGUCAAAUGAUCAUUGCUGCAGCGGCCAUUGGUUCUCUCGAUGGUGUGCCUCCACCCUACCUUGAUGAGCUUGUAGAUGGACCGCUGCCCUUCUUUGCCAAUGGUCACUACUGGUUCGAUGUGCAGGGACAAGACGGUCAAUACCACCUUGAUCUUCAUGCUCGAGGUGGCAAGAUCCACCAGCUGGAUCUUGAGGGGAGCAUGACUGCAACCGUCAAGCAAGUCUACCUUGCUCUCUCCCGCUGCAAUGGACCAGGAGCGUCGUCUUCAGACGACAUUCAUGGUCUUUGGGUUGUUGCGCAUGGCCUGGAGCAAGGUGACUCUGAGACUCGAGAAGUUGGAAUCAUUGCUCUCGAAGAUGCGCUGAGUCUUGGCCUUGGGGAGCCCCUGUGUCGCUUGUGCCUUGCCCAUCGCAUCAAGGAUUGGCAUUUGAUCUCCGAGACUACUUGGGUUCAUCUUGCCGACAGUCUUUUGCGCACAACCCAGUGGGAUCUGGGCGAGGAAGACAAGUUUGUCGCUUUUGGUACGCUGCGAAUUCGGUUCGGAGACAGGUGCACGAUACAAAGUCCAGCAGUGCCAGCCUCAAUCUACGCACGCUCUCUGGAGCUCCCCACUGCUGGCAAAUGGCAAGCCUUCUCGCCUGUGCCCCAGUCUUUGGUGGCUUACUUUCCCUCAAAGUUGAGGCAAUUGUCUCCUUGCGACUUGGCAUACACCGUGCGCAGCUCAGAGGGCGUGCUCGUCCUCUCCUUUAAUGCUUCAGACCAGCGUUUCAUCCUGGAACAUGACGAGCAAGACGAGAUCCAAGUCAAGCCCACAUGGCCAAGGAUUCGUCGCGCAGAGGCAUCUGAGAAGUUCACGCUCAACGUCAGGCUACCUUACCUUGUGCUCCAUCACUUUGCCAACAAGCCCUUUCGACAGUGGCAACUUCUGGCCACCGUGGUGGACAAGGAAGUGCAGGAUGAUGUUGAUUGGCUUCGUCAGGAUUCCCACCACUGGCAAGAAGCGAGGUACACCUACGAAGACGGCGGCUAUGCUGGCAAGAAUGACAACAGUCAGACCGUCAAGCAGCUCAUGACCCUCGGCUCAACCCUCAAAACGCGUGUAGAUGAGUUCUGGGACAAUUUCGAGAGAUCCACUGCGGAAGAGACGAUGGUGUUGGGCGCAGAUAUCAACUCCGAAGGAAGCGACUGGGAAGACAGCGAAGGAGAAGGAUCAAUCGCAUCAGCAUUGGCUCAGACCAACCUCGAAGCUCCCGCUCCACACGGGUCGCAAGACGAUGCGCCAGUCGAUGAACCCUCUCCUGGUACCGCCAUGACUCAGCCCACUGCCCUCACCUUGUUUUCACAAAGGAUGCAAGAACAGACAACAUCGCAGCAGCAGCAGCAGCAGGAUGUGCAGCAGCAGGAUGUGCAAGUCAAAGCGCCGGUGGAGAGCGUCGUUUGCGCGCUAAAUCGUAUCGCUUUGGAAGCUGCCGAUGCGCGUCUUGUUGGCCUUCGACAAAAGGUUCGAGCCAAAGGAAUCUCCGACUGUCGCGCAGCUGAGUACCGUGCAGAAUUGGAUGGCAGAGAGACCACUGCAGAGCAUCUCAAGCUGCUCAUCCACGACGCACUUGGGGUCGAUAACCUGACUGCUGAGCGCAAAAAGCUCUUGCCGAGGACUCAGAAGCUGGAGACAGAGCUAAAAGCGCGCACAGCAGAGCUGCUCAGGGUUCAAGAGAAGCUGGAAGCUGCAAAUGCUACGGUGGACACCUUUGAAUCAGAGCGCGAGGCUGCCGUCUCGGAGCGCAACAUCGCAGUCUCUGAGCGCGAUGCUGCCGUCUCGGAGCGCAACGUUGCAGUCUCUGAGCGCGAUGCUGCUAUCUCGCAAUGCAAUGCUGCUACCUCGGACCGCAACACUGCUGUCUCGGAGCGCAAUGCUGCUAUCUCGGAGCGCAAUGCUGCUAUCUCAGAGCGCGACGCUGCUGUCUCGUCCCUUGAGACGCGCACUACAGAGCGCAAUGUUGCCGUCUCAGAGCGCGACGCCGCUUGCGUAUCCCUUUCGCAAGUCCAGAACGAUCUGGCUGUGAGGAUCACAGAGCGUGACAAUGCCGUCUCGGAGCGUGACGCUGCUCAUUUGGCCCUCUCGCAAGUCCAGAACAACCUUGCUGUGCGAACCACAGAGCGGGACGAAGCCGUCUCAGAGUGCGAUGAUGCCGUCUCGUUGCUUUCACAAAUCCGAAACGAUCUUGUUGUGUGCAUCGGAGAGCGCGGCGAUGCCGUCUCGUUGCUUUCGCAAGUCCAGAGCGAUCUUGCUGCGUGCAUUGGAGAGCGCGAUGCUGUUCAGGGGGAGCGCAAUGCUGCUCUUUCGUCGCUUUCGCAGCUUGGGACCGAUCUCAGUGCACGAACCCGCGAGCGCGACGCUGCUUUUUCAUCGCUUUUGCAGGUUCAGGGCGAACUCGCUGAGCAAAAACUCGAUUGCAACACACUGAUUCAAGAGGUGUGCGAGCGCGAGUCGCGCAUUGCUGCCGAGUUGCAGGCCAUUCAACAACGUGAUCAGAGGAUUGCAGACAUGGAUGACGAGGCCUGGGACAGUGCAGUCACAUCUGCUAGUAUCUCGAUCGAGAAUGAGACUCUAGCGCAAGCGAACAACGCUCUCGAGGCGCAACUCGGUCAAGCUGAAGUCUCGCUGCAAGAAGCAACAGAAUGGAGGGAGCGCAGCGAGCACUUGCACGCUCUGGCUCAGGACGAAGCACGCACAGCAUUUGAGACGGAGCUGGAAACGCAUCAUUUGCAUCAUGUGUUGCGAGAAGAUCGCCUCCGCCAAGCUUUGGAUACGGAGCUAGCAAAUGUGCGCACCGCCUACACAUCACGCAUCGAUCAACUUUCUCGCGACCUCUUGUCCACCAACACAGAGAACGAAGAGGCGCUCGAAGAGCUCGACAUGGCAAGAACAGUCAGAGAAGAUCUCGAGAUGCAAUUGCGUCUGCGCGAGCAAGAUCUUGAGACAGCAAAUUCUUAUUAUGUCUAUGCGCAGCAACGAGAGGAGGAGGCUCAAGGCUGGCAGCGGCAUUGUGAGACUGCGGUUCAACACUUGCACACGGUGCGUGAAUCACUGGCCACAAUGCAGACUGAACUUGCGCAACUCCGCGCAAGCGACAACACAGAAGUACGCACGCAGGAAGAACAGAUCUCUAUAUUGAGCGCAGAGCUGGAUGCUAGUCAUUCAGCCCUCACUCAAGCGAACAUGACGCAUCAAGCAGACAUGCGCGCGCUGCAAGAGCAGGCUGCUGCGUUGCGUGCAGAAAGAGACCACCACAAGCGCAUGUGUGGCCUUGAAAAGGAGCGAGCAGAUCGUCUAAAGCAGCAUUACGACGAGGCAAUGACGAUGGACACAAGGAGAGAACCACCAGCUGCUCCCAUCAUUGCACCGCCGCCGCCGUCCAUUGCUCCUGUUAUCCCAUCGACACCGGCCGCUGGACCAAGUCUCGAGGAGGCGCAGCAGCCAAUGACCGUUGCGCCUCCCCGCAAAGCACUGCUUGCGCACUUUCAAGGCAUCUUGAACCAUCCUCAUCGCAGGCUACAGACUUUUAGCCAGGCCUGCUGGCCGCACAAGAGGAUGAGUCCUGAAGAGGGUGCGCAAGCAUGGCAUGAGGUGCGCCAAAGAUGCCUCGAGGAGAGCAGGAUUCCCCCAGAGAUUAUCAAUGCCCAGAGCCAUCUCAAGGGCGAGAUUUAUCAAGAUAUUCUUGAUUACGUUCAGGCUCAUCGUCAGCCCCCGCCAGAGAUGGAGAGAGAUCUUCACCUCAUGGAGGCGUACUGCGCCUGGCUAAGACGUCGCGCUGACGCUCCACCUUGA